Messenger RNA from Nerophis lumbriciformis (worm pipefish), 3325 nucleotides. RefSeq names its product arachidonate 12-lipoxygenase, 12R-type-like. Gene Ontology annotation, molecular function: oxidoreductase activity, acting on single donors with incorporation of molecular oxygen, incorporation of two atoms of oxygen; iron ion binding; protein binding. The record is from RefSeq and is a predicted model, not a curated record. Gene Ontology annotation, biological process: lipid oxidation. NCBI's taxonomy places the organism in Eukaryota, Metazoa, Chordata, Actinopteri, Syngnathiformes, Syngnathidae.
UUGAAAAAAAGACCAAUCAUCAUUCCGGAGUAACAAUGGUGGUCUACGAGGUGACCGUCUACACUGGCGACCGCGUUCAUGCCACCACAUUGAACUACAUCUACAUUAAGCUGGUGGGCACCGAAGGCGAGAGUGACCGGACAUGGCUGAUGUCUUUGAUUAUCUUCAGGGGAGCAGUGUCUACUUAUACUGUGACCUGCGAAAAAUCCCUCGGACAGCUACUUCUGAUAGAACUGGACAAACAAAAAAAUUUCAUGGUCCUUAGUGACGCUUGGUUCCCUGACAAGGUGGAAAUCAAAUCACCCGAGGGCGACGUCUACACUUUCCCCGUCUACUGCUGGAUCAGUGACACUAAGACUCACCGCUACAGAGAGGGGAAAGCUCUGAGGAUCUUUGAAGAAAACAACCCUCUUGGUCAGUACGCACGGGAACAGGAGCUGAGCCAGCGGAGUAAAGACUAUAGCUGGGACAUGUAUCACCCAGGCAUGCCAUACAGCAUUAAGGCAGAUGGUCCCCUUACCCUGCCAGAUGAGAUCCAGUUCUCCUUCACCAAAAGUACACAGUUUGCCUUCACGGCGGCCACUGGGUUAACAGAGCUGAAGCUAAAGGGCCUGGCAGAAAACCACGACAGUUGGGAGGAUCUCGACGAUAUCAAUGAAGUGUUCCAUAAAAAAGACACAGCCUUAUCAGAUUACGUCCAGGAACACUGGAAGGAGGAUGACUUCUUUGGAUACCAAUAUCUAAACGGCGUCAAUCCCAUCCUGAUCCGACGUUGCAAAACUCUGCCGACAAACUUCCCCGUGACCAAUGACAUGGUUUGCAUCCCUGCGGGCUCAGACCUGUCUAAUGAGUUGAAGCAAGGCAACAUUUACCUGUGCGACUACAAGAACCUGGACGGAAUGCCAGCAAACACAGUCGUUGGAGAGCAGCAGUACUUAACGGCGCCCCUGGUUUUGUUUCACAAGAGACCAGAUGACAAGCUGAUGCCUAUUGCCAUUCAGCUGAAACAGACCCCAGGUGAAGACAACCCCAUCUUCCUCCCCACUGACUCCACCCAUGACUGGCUGACGGCAAGGAUAUUUGUUAGAAGCGCCGACUUCUCAGAGCAUCAGCUCAACACGCACUUGCUGCGCACGCACCUGCUGGCCGAGGUCUUUGCCGUGUCGCUGCUACGCAACCUACCUAUGGUGCAUCCCCUCUACAAGCUCCUCAUACCCCACACUCGCUACACCCUGCAUAUCAACGAACUAGCUCGAGAUACGCUGAUCGGCCCCACCGGAGUCUUCACCUUGUCUGCAGCUUCCGGCGGAGUUUCUUUAAACAGGAUCCUGGCGAGAUCGCUGUCCACCAUCACCUACACUUCCCUUUGUAUCCCAGAUGACAUCGCUGAGCGCGACAUGCAGGACGUCCCCAACUACUACUACAGGGAUGAUGGGCUCAAGAUCUGGAACAUCAUGUACAAGUUUGUGCAAGGACUGCUAGAGUAUUACUACAAAAGUGACGACGACGUCCUGAAAGAUUCAGAACUGCAGACUUGGAUCGGGGACAUUUUUGAACAUGGCUUUCUUUCCCAGCCACAAACAGGAAUCCCUCAGAGUUUCACCACUGUGCCUGAGAUGAUCAAGUUCGUCACCAUGGUGAUGUUCACUUGUUCCUGCCAGCAUGCGGCUGUAAACAGCGGGCAGUACGACUACAGCGGCUGGAUGUCCAACAGCCCCCCGACUUUGCAGCGUCCUCCCAUGACGAAAAAAGGGACAACGACGGAGGCCACAAUGUUGGCCACGUUACCUCCCGUCAGUGUGACAGCUUCGAUCAUGAACGUACUAUGGCUGCUCAGCAGUCAGUCGUCAGACUUUGUUGCCCUGGGACACUACCCAGAGGACCACUUCACUGAGGAGAACCCCCGCCAGCUGCAGAGGGAGUUUAAAGCAGAGCUGGAGGUGCUGACUACAGACAUCAGGAAGAGGAAUGCAGAUCUGGAAAUCCCUUACACUUACCUGGAUCCAAAGAGCGUGGAGAACAGCGUGGCCAUCUAAAACUAGUCUACCAACGUGUCGUAUAUUUCUGCUUUGAUCUUAUGUUAUGCAUUCAUAUUUGUCUUUUUGCAUGAUAAUUAAUAAUAAUUAAUAUUUGCCUUUUUGCAAUGCUGAAAACAGGUACUGAAGCAGAACCUCUAAAUAAGCACAAUCAGAUAAAAGUGAAAGUAUAAUUACUCACCUUUUGAAGGCACAGCAAGUUAUUUGCAGAACUGUACCUACACCUAGUGGCCUGUCAUACACUGCAAAAACUGAAAUCUAAGUAAGAUGAAAUAUCUCAAAUAAGGGUGAUAUUUGCUUAUUUUCUGUCUGAUAAGAUAAUUCUUCUCACUAUGCAGAUUUUACGUAAGAGUGUUUUACUUGUUUUACGGGUUUUGGUCCUAAAUGAUCUCAGUAAGAUAUUACAGCUUGUUGCUGAGAUUUGAUGACAUAUAUUGAGUAAAACAUGCUUGAAACGAGAAUAUCAACUGAUGCAAAGCUGUGUCAUCAAAACUCACAAGUAUAAAACUACUUCUUUAAAGUAAUCAUUUCUUACUUCAAGCAUGAAAAAAAAAAAUCAUGACUGACACAAUUGUGUCUCAUAAUUAAAACAGAUGACAGCCAAAUGGACUUUGUUGUUUUAUUUACAAUGAAAACAAUAGAAAAUACGUACUCAUAUAGUAGUACAGUUGGCACAGUACAGUAAACUAAUAUUUCAACAUUUAUGUGACAUUUCUAAUAAUUUUGAACAGAAAUAGUUCAUGCACAUUCAGAUAAAUUCUUUAAAAUUACAAUUUAAAACAUUUUGGCCGGGGGCCGGGCUGUAUAUAUGCGCACUAAUUGAUUGAAAGAGCACGCACUUGGCGCGAUGAUGUCAUGUUGUCGAUGGAAAAAUGCAUUUUUAGAGAAUAUGAUUUGCCUGAGCGGCUAGUAGACCCCGAGAGUAACAAGCGGUUGCCUUGUUGCCUUUCCAUUAAGAACAAUAAAUUAGUUUUUAGUAUAAGUUUGCUGUUUUCUAGAAAUGUAAUACCGAGCGCAUAUCAUUAUGUCAAGAAAAGUGCACUUGUUGUUAGUGAGAAUAUACUUAUUUUAAGUAUUUUUGGGUUCAUUGAAGUUAGCUAAGUUUAUUUGUUUUGGAAAGUCUCGACAAGCCAAAUUUUCUUGUUCUAUUGGCAGAUAAUAUUGCUUCCUGAAAAAAAUCAAAUAAAAUUAGGGGUAUUUUAUUUGAUUUUUUUCUUGUUUUUGAACACUGACUUUUUGCAGUGUAGGUAUUGCUUGAUUCAACUAAAUAAAGUGUCGUUUUGUUUGCA